Messenger RNA from Ambispora leptoticha, 434 nucleotides. Lineage: Eukaryota; Fungi; Glomeromycota; Glomeromycetes; Archaeosporales; Ambisporaceae. The record is from the annotation of a GenBank genome assembly.
CUAUACCUGGAUUAACUUUGAACACUAGUGGCGUUUCGCCAGUGGGGUCUGUUUCUUCGGUUUCAUCUUCUGGAGCACAUUUUCCUGAUACAAUCAAAGAUGAUUGGGAAUCUGAGAAUUCAGAAGAAGAUGAAGAAACACGAGAAAAACGUAAAAAGUUUGCACAACUUCGAGCUCGCCACUAUAAUAUGAAAGAGGCCAUUCGAUUGGGUCAUAAACUUGUCGAAGAAGAACUUGAUGAGAGUGAUGGUGACGAGAAGAAUGAUCAAAAUCCUGAAGAGAAUCGAUCAAAUAAAAAGGGAAAAAAAUCAGUCGCAUUCUCAUUAAAUGAUGGAAUCCCUACAUAUACAUAUGAAAAUGAUGACGUGGAAGGUCAGGAAGAAGAGGAAGAAAAUAAUGAUGAGGCAAACGGCGUAGUUUUGAUGGAAACUUAA